Molecule: messenger RNA, 6721 nt
Organism: Cyprinodon tularosa
Lineage: Eukaryota; Metazoa; Chordata; Actinopteri; Cyprinodontiformes; Cyprinodontidae
Gene: lmtk2
Product: lemur tyrosine kinase 2
Exons: 14
Coding region: 418-4935 (1505 amino acids)
Biological process (GO): protein phosphorylation
Molecular function (GO): ATP binding; protein kinase activity
Source: RefSeq, a predicted model, not a curated record
UAUACGCCCUUAUCCCAUGAUGUACAGGAACAUGGCGCUUUGGAUGAGAGGUGUUUCAUGAUACCAGUGGGUUGUUUGAUUUUUUUUCUUACGUUUAUUUAAAUAACGGCUAGGUGUAUUGCUUGAACAUGACAGCUCGCGAAAGGAGGACGCUGUCUUUUGUCUACAUAGACAACGAAACGCUCCAUGUCCGAGUGGCGUUUGCUGUCGUCAGCUGAAACUCCUUAGCCUCAACAUGCUAGCUCAAGCUAGUUAGCCCGGUGGGUAGCAACUGUCCAAAACAGUCCAAAAUAUGGUCCCGUAAGAUGCUUACACUGACAGUAAGCUAGCAAUCAAUGAGACCACGCAAUUUGGUACAGUGUCGGACGUAUAUUUAGGAUAGUUUCAGUGUGCUAACAUAUCGUUGGCUAAACUUAGAUGAUGGAGAGACGCCAUGGAUUUGUGUUAUUCCUGGUUACCGGGAUUUUUCUGUCUGGAUGUUGGUUCUCUGAUGCUUUCCCUCUUCGCGAAGCUCGCAAAACAGAUGCACACACAGGGGGCACUCUGCCUGUCGCUCUCUACCUGCCCUUGACCGUGUCAUUAAUUGUUCUGGUGGCACUGGUGGUCGUCCUAGUGAACUGUUUGACCUGCUGCAAGGAAAGAGAGAUCAACUUCAAGGAGUUCGAGGACCAUUUUGAUGAUGAGAUCGACUUCACUCCGCCUGCAGAGGACACGCCUUCUAUGCAGUCUCCAGCAGAGGUUUACACCCUCGCUGUGUCCCCUGUUCCACUGCCAGGGCCCCCACAUCUUCAACCUCUAGCCAGCAUUACAGAAACGUCAAGCGGUUUCAAAAUAGGGCGCCAUAGUUUGAGUUACAUCCAGGAGAUUGGCAAUGGCUGGUUUGGGCAGGUCCUGUUAAGUGAAAUAUACACAGACCCCGGAGGAGCCAGAGUGGUGGUAAAGGAGCUGAAAGCUAAUGCCAGCGCCAAAGAGCAGAAUGACUUUCUGCAGCAGGGCGAUCCAUACAGAGUGCUGCAGCAUCCAAAUAUCCUCCAGUGCCUCGGACAGUGUGUCGAGGCCAUUCCCUUCCUGCUGGUGUUUGAGUAUUGUGAAAUGGGGGAUUUGCGAAGCUAUCUGUCUCAGCAGGAUUGGACAGUCAGAAACGCUGAGUUGCUGCAGCUGCAGAGGAUGGCCUGUGAAAUUGCUGCUGGUGUCACUCACCUUCACAAACACAACUUCCUGCACAGUGAUUUGGCUCUAAGGAACUGCUACCUGACUGCAGAUCUUAUAGUUAAAGUGGGAGACUAUGGGAUUGGACCCUAUAGAUAUAAAGAGGAUUACAUCAUCACAGAGGAUGAUGUGUUCGCACCCCUCCGGUGGCUGGCUCCCGAGCUGGUGGCAGAGCGCCAUGGGGGGGUGAUUACGAUGGAGCAGACCAAGGCCGGAAAUGUGUGGGCCUUGGGGGUCACAUUGUGGGAGCUUUUUGAGAAUGCCACUCAGCCGUAUCCACACCUGUCCGACCGUGAGGUCCUGCAUCAUGUAAUCAAGGAGCAACAAGUCAAGCUAUUUAAACCACAGUUAGAGCUUCCUUAUUCUGACAGAUGGUAUGAGGUGCUGCAGUUCUGUUGGCUGUCUCCUGAGAAGAGAGCUACGGCAGAAGAAGUGCAUCGUUUGCUCAUCUAUCUGCGAAUGCAAGGGCAGAAGGACAUGGAGGAAGAUUUCGAGCAACGCUGGGAUGCACUGAAGCCUAACCCAACCACAAGACAGACUGUUAGUCACUCAUCUUUCCCGAUCCUGGAUCAGUUCGCUGAUGAUGCGUUGCGACAAGAGAUAGACGAAGUUUUGACCAUUACGGAAACAAGCAAAGGUCUCAGCUUUGAGUAUGUUUGGGAGGCAGCCAAACAGGACCACUAUGACGGCGCCCUCGGACGAUCCAGUAUGGACACUACGCUGAACUACCAGAGCAUGUUCUUCCCCGUUUCCAGGGAGGACAUCCAGGCUCAUUUCCCUGAUCCUCUACCCGUCACCGGAACAGCUGGAAGUAGUAACUCUGCAAUAGGAAUACCUGGUAUUGUCCCAGUGUUUGAUUCACAGAAGUCAUCUAAUGGGAAUGAAUAUUAUAUACAGCUUGAGGAACCAGGUGAGAGCGCUGACAGGGAUGUUGGGAAUGGAGAACAGGACACAGGCUUUACUUCUGGUCAGAAAGACUUUGUUUUAUUACAAGAUGUCCACCUUGAUGAGUCAAGCACAGAUGCUGACUUUUUUCACCAGAGCAUUGACUCAAAGGAUUCUUAUUUACCAGACAGCCACAUCUGGUCAUCUCUGGAAAACGACAGUCCAUACCACACUAACAUUUUCACUGAAGAAGGUUCAAAGCAUGAAGACUCUCCCUCCUGGAGGCGAAAUUUCCUAGAGCUCCCAGAUCGCAGUGGGAACCCUUUCCUUGAUGGCGCUCUGGAAGGCGAAGAAGUGAAACCAAAUCCAAGCUAUUUUUUGGAGGAGGAUUCUUAUCAGUUUCCUAUAAAGGAAGAGCGAGAGAACACGGAUGUGAAGAGGCCUAACAGCACUGAAAAACUGGCUGAUAACUUUGUGUUUCUCAGAGAACAGAACCUGAUGAAAGAGAACUACAGUUUUUCUAAUCCACAGCAGAGCUUUCUCGUACCCGGUGUUGUCCAUGAACCGGAAGAUGCGUUCAAAAUGAAUUCUUGGGAUACCUUGGAGACUUCAGGCAGCUUAAACACGACCGAUAUGCAUUUCAAACCUGCAACAAGUAGCACAGCCUCUAGGGAGGAUGUUUUAGAUUCUCCAAGCACUGACUUGGGGCAAUUUUUGUUAGAACAUGAAAUUCUCGUGCCUUCCAUUACAGUGGUUGCAGAUGAUAACACAGAGAGCCAGAAGCCAGUUAGAAAUGGUUCUUCCUCUGAAGACCUCACUCUACUGCAAUCCUCAGACAGGGCUGUAGACUCCGGUUUCAAUUCUACCUCAGAGAGGUUUGAGCCCACUACUAACAAAAUGGGCGGCCAUAUCCCGUUUUUCUCUGACAGUGCCACUAUAGACUCUUUUUCCACAGAUGCCAAAAUCUCCAGCCUUGAAGAUGACCCUGAAGUCUCAAAAGCCGUAGGAACUAAAAUGCCUGAAAACCUUCAAGAUAAUGUAGUUAGCUUUGAAAAUGAACCGAAUGGGGACCUAACAAGUAACGAUCCCCUGAGUGAACUGAUUGAAGACACGGAUCUAGACCUGGAAACGAAUCUGUCUGAUCAGGAGGAGUCUUUCUUGGAAACUAAUGGACAUCCACUUGUUAGAUCUCUCCUUGUUUCAGGUCCGUCUUUGGAUCAGAUAAGCCAGGACAGUUUGCUAGAAGACAGCAUGUCCACCACUGUCCCAACCAUCGACAAUUCAGCCGAAACGCCGGAUUCUCUCGACUCUCUAGACAUUCAUCGGUUGGCGGAGCAGGUGGAGGACCUGAGCACUCAGAUACCCCAAAACAAGCUUCAGCCUCCUUACAAGAUAUCAGACAGCGGCUAUGAGACGGAGAACCUGGAGUCACCUGAAUGGAAUUCUCAGCCAAAUGUCACAGACUGCUCUCCUGUGAAAACUGACACCAGCAUUUCCAACGGCGACGAGUCAAACGCGCAUGCUGUCGCCACAAAUUUGGCUCCUCCAAAAAUCGUCAUCUCCGAGGUUGAGGGUGUGCCAGAAACUCGGAGUGAGGAUCACCAGCCUGAGCCUGUAGCCCCUGCAGAAGAACCUCCUGCUGGCAGCAGCUACAGAGACUCCGCCUACUUUUCCGACAAUGAAUCUGAACCAGAGAAGAAGGGGGACGAGUUGACUGCAGGAAGUGCUACAGACGACACAUGGACGAGGAACCCUGAGGGUCCGACUCUGAGAGAUUACAAGGAAAAGGAUAUUGAUGCAUUAUUUAGCCAGCAAGAAACUGAAACUGUAGAAACUGAUGACCAGGACCUUCAUCCAGUGACGACUUCACAUAUUAAAGAGGAACUAAAAAGUGGGGUGGCAGAUGCUUCAGUUCACCACAAUGGAAGAGAACCUGAAAAACAGACGAUCAAAGACUCCUUUCCUGAAACAUCCAGCCAGUUACCAGAUAUAGAAAUAUCCCCUCUGCCUGUUGAUACCUCCUCAAACGCAACACUAGAGGGUAACGUUCAUGCUAAACUGACCAGAACCUAUGCCCACGACGGCCAUAAAAUCAAAGAGCCCGACGUGGAGGGCCGUUACCUCGGCAGGCGGGAUGGUCCAGGAUCGGAGGGACAGGAAGAUGGCGGGGAUGCUGACGAGGAGGACGAGAACAGUGAGGACUCUGACGACGACAUGCGUCCGUACACGUUGCACAGCUCCAGUUCCGACAGCGAGGAUGACACGGUGCACGUGGUGCCGAUCAUUGUGUCGGAAGACGUCACCGGCAAAAACCUGAAGAGCUUAUUAAAACCAACACACCUGAGCAUCGAUGCGUCGUCUUCCCCAUUUGCUGGGAGGUACAAUGCAGAAAACUCCAGGAGAGCUGUGUCCUUCUUCGAUGAUGUCACAGUCUACCUGUUUGACCAGGAGACUCCAACAAAGGAACUGGGAGACCACUCGUCUGGCUUGAGCAGUCAGUCCCCAGAGCUCGGCAGUCCUGUUUCCACAGCCAGCUACCUUAACCGCUUUCCCAACUCUGAAAGCUCAACCGAUGAGGAGGGUGGUGGUUUUGAGUGGGAUGAUGACUUCUCCUCGCCUGGGCCUGCCUUCCUGUCCAAGAUUGAAAAAGACCCCGUCUCUGGUGCUGUGCCCUCUACUCCCCCAUCAGCAGGACGCGCGCUUCAGCCGACCUGGAGCAACUCCUCUUCCUAUUCCCGUUUCUCCAUCUCACCGGCAAAUAUUGCCAGUUUCUCCCUUACACAUCUCACAGACUCUGACAUCGAACAAGGAGGAAGCAGCGAGGAUGGAGAAAAAGACUAAAGCAUGGAGCGAAGGAACCAUUAUUGGUAACUCUACUGAGGAAGCAGUCCUUUUAUUGGAACGUUGGAAUGAGGACACGGUUUUUGAAGUGCUCCCCUCAGGCAGAACCGUUCUCAGAAGAAUUGGCGUUUAGACUAAAAACAGACUUUCACCCAAUAUUAAGACGGAUGAACCCCAGUCCCUCUCUGAGCCACAUGUAUUGGUGUAAUUUUUAGUCCAGUGCAAUUAAAAAGACAAAUCUGCUGCUUUAUAGACUUAUCAUGCACAUUCCAGGUGUGUGUCAGCUUCCUUUCCUUGCCUGCUCUCUGUAAAGAAAAAAAAGAAAAUAUUUUGGAUCAAUGAAUUCAUUCUGAGCUGGCCAAUAAUCACUGCAACCAAACCAGAAUAAGCUCUUUGAUCUCAGCAGCACUACAAUUAAACACCUAACAUUUUAUAUUCAUCAGUGCUUUUUGUUGUUGUUGUUCUCUCCUUCAUGUUGUGCAAUUAUUACAGUGGUUGCCUUUUCUUCGUUUCAUCUAUCUUCCGUUGGAGUUGAGUGAUUCUCCUAUUUGGAGAUGAAAUUCUGUUGAAUCCUUGCGUAGCAGUAUUUGAAUGAAAAGGACGAGGAAUGCAGAUGUACCAAACAACCUGUAGAGGUGACGCACUGUAUGUAAGGAACACUUGCAGUAAGCUGAGGUUGUCAUUGUUUUUAUUGAUUCUCAGACCUAACGAGGUCAGGGUUCAGCUGUCAAACAGUUGAAACGUAUCCCUGAUUAUUUAUCUUUGUAAAGCUUUAUUUUAAUUGAAACCUGCAGGAACUUUUCUUGAUUAUUCAUCCCUGGGUCUAAUCAUGGUGCCUGUUGAUCCAGCGAUCCUCCUUCCUACCUGUAACUGUCACUACAGAUAUUUCAAAUUGUUAAAAAAAAAAAUUUUGGAUAAGCAAGAAAUCUCUAUUUUGAAAAAGGCAAUGAAGUAAGUUGUUUGUAAACAAAUGUGCAAUGAAUUUUCAUCGUGUUGAUUGGAAGGUCCGGUGGUCAUGGUUAUGUGACGUGUAGGGAACACUAUUAGAACAAACAUAAAAAAAAAACACUACAAAUAUUUAUGGCUGCUGUUGUAAGUUGUUAUGGAAGGUGUCAUGCCUUUUUUUUUUAUUUGUUGUAUCAAAUAUGGAAACUUUUAAAAGCCUUCUUUGCCGACCAUAUUUUGUAUAUCACUUCCUGUAUUGCAUAGCUCAAUACUAACUAAUCAUCUUCUGCUGUAAUGAGCUUUCUUUGGAUGAUAAAACCACUUAAAGAACUUCUCACUGGCUAUACUUCACCUGUUGUAGAUCCCCCACCUCUCUGUUGACACCAUAUCGACCACUAAAAACAGCAGCCUGCUCCUCAGUUAAACUUGAACACCUAUUUAAGGAAAUUUUAUUUGACCACAGUAUACAUUUGCUUAAUCUUGCACAUUUGAAAAAUGUAACUUAAUGUUGAGAUGUUCUAAUGUGUAUAUAUGGAUUCUGUGUUAUUUUUCUGUUUGUAAAUUGGGGCGGGUAAAAAAAAAAAAAAAAGCUGUAAUAACCGAGUUGAUCGGUAGGGAGUUUCAUUUUGUAACUUAAAGCUGAGUAAAAUCAGAGGAACAUAUCAGUCGUCCACUAAAAGCGGUUAAAUUAAGACGCGGAAGCAGAUGUGAAUUCAUUCUGUCCUUUAAACCUGUAGAUUUUAAAUAUUUUUACUUCAUAUUGAUCAUGCUUAGUGUAAUUGAAUGAAAUGUUUAUAAUUACACUGUUUAAUAUGAAAAUAAAUGCAAAUGGACUUCUAAA